This is a messenger RNA of Arthroderma uncinatum, 795 nucleotides long. RefSeq lists its product as uncharacterized. The transcript has 2 exons. NCBI's taxonomy places the organism in Eukaryota, Fungi, Ascomycota, Eurotiomycetes, Onygenales, Arthrodermataceae. Bases 1 to 795 code for a protein of 264 amino acids. The record is from RefSeq and is a predicted model, not a curated record.
AUGGGCAAAACACUCGUCUACCCCAAGGGGAUCAGCAACACAGCAAACCGCUACGCCAAACGAGUGACCUACGACCUUGGGCCAAUUCACUCCAUCAUCAACUCUGCUGCCUACUUGGAUGUCGCUUUCGUUCCAGGCGGCGAUGACCCAUUCCCCACCAUCAUCCCUAUGAUCGGACAGAUGGGAUCGUUUGAGUUCCCAUCAAACGGCAUCGAUGACCCUCUAGACUGCUACAUACACGGCUACGUGAGUGCGCGUAUGAUGAACAUGGCUCGCGCAGCCGGCGAUAAGGGCCUACCACUCUGCAUCUCCGCUACACAUGUGGAUGGACUUGUACUCUCCCUUUCUCCCUUCUCGCACAGCUACAAUUACCGCUCCGUGGUGCUCCACGGGUAUGGUGUGCCGGUCACAGAUGAAGAGGAGAAAAAUUAUGCCAUGAAGAUAAUCACCGACGGCGUCGUGCCGGAUCGAUGGGAGAAUACACGAACUCCUCCGGAUGCCGGUGAGCUCCAGAGCACGACCAUCUUGCGGGUGAAGAUCGUAGCGGGCAGUGGAAAGGUGCGCGACGGAGAGGUGUCGGACGAGAAGAGGGAUAUUGAGAGCACGGAGGUCAGGGAGAAGGUGUGGUCGGGCAUUGUUCCGGUCUGGCAAUGCUUGGGUGAGCCGGUGCCAAGCUCGACGAACAAAGUGAAGGAAGUGCCUGGAUAUAUUAAGGAUUAUGUUUCGAAGACGACAGAGGAGAACCGGAUGCAUGCGUUGGCCGCCAUGAAGCUUCCUGGCUCCCAUACCCCUUGA